UUUCCAAUUCUCUGGCUCCUUUAUUUUGGCACACCAGAGGCAAAGCAAGUCAAAGCCACCCCGUUCCGAAGCCUUGAGCCCCCCCCCCCCCUCUUCCUCUCUCUUUAAAUUCUCUGUCUAGGGUUACUCUUCUCCCUCGUUCUUGGAACAAUCUUGAUGAGUCGGUGAGUUGGAGGUGCUUGUCACUUGUGAGAUCCGACGAUUUUGAAGCUGCUGAACAAGAACAAUGAACGGAUGGGAUAGGGUUCGGUCGUCAAGAUCGAGGCUCGGUGGCAGCGAUUCGCGCGCUCCCUCGUCUCGGACCGUUCGCCUUGGCCGUGUCCAGCCCCAGGCCCCUGGUCACCGCACCAUCUACUGCAAUGAUCGCGACGCCAAUUUUCCCGUCAGAUUCAAGGGCAAUUCUAUAUCAACUACCAAGUACAGUGUUUUUACUUUUCUACCCAAAGGACUGUUUGAACAGUUCAGGCGGGUAGCUAACCUCUACUUUCUUAUGAUAUCGAUUUUGUCAACAACACCAAUCAGUCCUGUGCAUCCAAUAACGAAUGUGGUACCAUUGAGUCUGGUGCUUUUUGUUUCUCUUGUUAAGGAGGCAUUUGAGGACUGGAAGCGGCUACAAAAUGAUAAGGCAAUAAACAAUGCCCUUAUAGAUGUGUUGCAAGAUCAAAAGUGGGAACGUAUUCCCUGGAAGAAGUUGCAGGUUGGAGAUAUUGUUAAAGUUAAGCAGGAUGGUUUCUUUCCUGCAGAUAUUCUGUUCCUUGCUGGUACAAACCCAGAUGGUGUUUGCUACAUUGAGACUGCAAAUCUGGAUGGUGAAACAAAUUUGAAGAUCAGAAAAGCAUUGGAAAAGACUUGGGACUACUUGACUCCAGAAAAAGCCUCAGAAUUCAAAGGUGAAGUACAGUGUGAGCAACCAAACAAUUCAUUGUACACAUUCACUGGAAAUCUUAUAAUCCAAAAGCAAACUUUACCCCUCAGUCCAAAUCAAAUACUUUUGAGAGGAUGCAGUCUAAGGAAUACUGAAUACAUAGUUGGGGCUGUUAUUUUUACAGGACAUGAAACAAAGGUUAUGAUGAAUGCCAUGAAUGUUCCUUCCAAAAGGAGUACUUUAGAAAGGAAACUUGACAAACUUAUACUGGCUCUUUUCGGUGGCCUGUUCCUCAUGUGUCUCAUUGGAGCCAUAGCCAGUGGUGUAUUCAUAAACCGCAAGUACUACUACUUAGGCCUUGGUGCAAGUGUUGAAAAUCAGUUUAACCCAAGCAACAGAUUUCUGGUUGCUACUCUGACUAUGUUUACCUUAAUUACUCUGUAUUCAACGAUUAUCCCUAUUUCCCUAUAUGUUUCCAUUGAGAUGAUCAAAUUUAUCCAAUCCACUCAAUUUAUUAACAAGGACUUGCAUAUGUACCAUGUUGAAACCAAUACCCCUGCACUGGCACGGACUUCCAAUCUGAAUGAGGAACUUGGACAGGUAGAGUAUAUAUUUUCUGACAAAACUGGAACCCUAACAAGGAAUUUAAUGGAGUUCUUUAAGUGUUCAAUUGGGGGAGAGGUCUAUGGAACUGGUAUUACUGAAAUAGAGAAGGGGGGAGCAGAGCGCCGUGGAAUAAAACUUGAGGAGGUGCAUAAAUCCAGUAAGGCUGUACAUGAGAAGGGCUUUAAUUUUGAUGAUGCUCGGCUCAUGCUCGGUGCUUGGAGGAAUGAGCCUGAUCCUGAUGCAUGCAAGGAAUUCUUUAGAUGCCUUGCUAUAUGCCACACUGUGCUUCCUGAAGGUGAUGAGUCCCCAGAAAAAGUUACAUAUCAAGCUGCAUCCCCAGAUGAGGCAGCUUUGGUCACUGCUGCAAAGAACUUUGGCUUCUUCUUUUACAGGCGAACACCUACGACAAUAUAUGUUCGUGAAUCACACGUGGAAAAGAUGGGCAAGGUCCUAGAUGUAUCCUACGAGAUCCUGAAUGUCCUUGAGUUCAAUAGUACAAGGAAGCGGCAAUCUGUUGUAUGCCGUUAUCCAGAUGGGAGGCUUGUUUUGUAUUGCAAGGGUGCUGAUUCUGUAAUCUUUGAGAGGUUGGGUGAUGGAAAUGGUGAUUUAAAGAAAACAACCAGGGAGCAUUUAGAGCAAUUUGGAUCUGCUGGAUUGCGAACCCUUUGCCUAGCUUAUAGAGAUUUAAGUACUGAUAUGUAUGAACAUUGGAAUGAGAAAUUUAUCCAGGCAAAAUCUUCUUUACGGGACCGUGAAAAGAAGUUGGACGAGGUGGCAGAACUAAUAGAGAAGGAUCUUGUUUUGAUUGGGUGCACUGCUAUUGAAGACAAGCUUCAAGAAGGAGUUCCAUCUUGUAUAGAAACUCUUUCUAGAGCAGGAAUCAAAAUUUGGGUGCUAACAGGGGACAAGAUGGAAACAGCAAUAAAUAUAGCCUAUGCAUGCAAUUUGAUUAAUAAUGACAUGAAACAAUUCAUCAUCAGUUCAGAAACUGAUGCAAUUAGAGAAGUUGAAAACAGGGGUGACCAAGUGGAGAUAGCACGCUUUAUCAAAGAGUCAGUCACCGCAGAUUUGAAAAAGUUCCUUGAGGAAGCACAACAGCAUCUCCAUACCAUAUCUGGACCAAAAUUAGCACUUGUAAUAGAUGGGAAGUGUUUGAUGUAUGCAUUAGACCCGAAUCUGCGAGGAAUGCUACUCAACCUAAGCUUGAAUUGUACUUCUGUAGUUUGCUGCAGAGUUUCUCCCUUACAGAAAGCACAGGUGACAAGCCUGGUCAAGAAAGGUGCACGGAAAAUAACACUUAGUAUUGGUGAUGGUGCCAAUGACGUCAGCAUGAUUCAAGCGGCUCAUGUUGGCGUUGGAAUUAGUGGACUAGAAGGGAUGCAAGCGGUAAUGGCUAGUGAUUUUGCAAUUGCUCAGUUCCGCUUUCUUACAGAUUUGCUUCUUGUGCAUGGACGGUGGUCAUAUCUCAGAAUAUGCAAGGUGGUGACAUACUUCUUUUACAAGAAUCUUACUUUCACUUUGACUCAAUUCUGGUUCACCUUCCAAACUGGGUUUUCUGGUCAAAGAUUCUAUGAUGAUUGGUUCCAGUCUUUAUAUAAUGUUAUAUUUACAGCCCUGCCAGUGAUCAUUGUUGGCCUCUUUGACAAGGAUGUCAGUGAAUCCCUUUCCAAGAAGUACCCAGAGCUGUACAAGGAGGGAAUAAGAGAUUCGUUCUUCAAAUGGAGAGUUGUGGGGAUCUGGGCUUUCUUCUCUUUCUACCAAUCACUAGUUUUCUAUUAUUUUGUGACCUCUUCCAGUUCUAGUGGUCAAAAUUCAUCUGGCAAGAUGUUUGGUCUUUGGGAUGUCAGCACAAUGGCCUUCACGUGUGUUGUUGUUACUGUCAACUUGCGUCUUCUCAUGCUCUGCAAUUCUAUUACAAGGUGGCAUUAUAUAAGUGUUGCAGGAAGCAUUUUAGCAUGGUUUAUAUUCAUUUUUAUAUAUUCAGGUGUUAUGACUCCUUAUGAUCGGCAAGAGAACGUUUUUUUCGUCAUAUAUGUCCUAAUGAGUACAUUCUAUUUCUAUCUUACAUUACUUCUUGUUCCCAUUGCUGCACUUCUUGGUGACUUCAUUUUCCAAGGGGUUCAGAGAUGGUUCUUCCCCUACGAUUAUCAGAUUAUUCAGGAAAUAUACAGGCAUGAGCCUGAUCAAAGCAGCAGGUCUGAGUUGUUGGACAUCAGGAAUGAUCUUACUCCAGAUGAGGCUCGGAGCUAUGCCAUUUCUCAACUCCCACGUGAGAAGUCGAAGCACACUGGAUUUGCUUUUGAUUCGCCCGGGUAUGAGUCAUUCUUUGCUUCACAGCAGGGUGUUUAUGCUCCACAGAAGGCAUGGGAUGUGGCUAGGAGAGCCAGCAUGAGGUCAGGGGCAAGGACAGCUCAAAAGAAAUGAAUUAAAACAGUAUGUACAAAAUUCUUUAUUUACAACAGUGAAAACACUUGUAGGGAAAAUCUGUAGAAUUAGCUUGUGCCAUAUAUCCUAGUUUUGGUCAUACAUGUUUUUUUGUCCAUUUAGUUCAAACCCUGAAUCUUUUUUAAAUUGAGAAGAUAUAGUUGUUUUUAGGGCUGUCAAGGAUGUACUUGUACAUGCCAUCUGAUUACUCAAAUGAGCAUUCUUUGAUUCCAUGGAGUUA
This is a messenger RNA of Vitis vinifera (wine grape), 4136 nucleotides long. Its product is annotated as phospholipid-transporting ATPase 3. The transcript is spliced from 27 exons. Gene Ontology annotation, cellular component: plasma membrane. Lineage: Eukaryota; Viridiplantae; Streptophyta; Magnoliopsida; Vitales; Vitaceae. The coding region runs from base 227 to 3895 and encodes 1222 amino acids. Gene Ontology annotation, biological process: phospholipid translocation. The record is from RefSeq and is a predicted model, not a curated record. Gene Ontology annotation, molecular function: ATPase-coupled intramembrane lipid carrier activity; magnesium ion binding; ATP binding.